Molecule: messenger RNA, 1488 nt
Organism: Talaromyces proteolyticus
Lineage: Eukaryota; Fungi; Ascomycota; Eurotiomycetes; Eurotiales; Trichocomaceae
Exons: 1
Coding region: 1-1488 (495 amino acids)
Source: RefSeq, a predicted model, not a curated record
AUGGCCCUCAAUAUCCCGCUUCUACAGUUUGGUACACUCAACUACGAGGAUGAUGAGUUCUGCACUUCAAGGCCCAUAUUUGGCCCCGAAGAUGUGGAAGAAGAGGCGGUUGUUGGUGGUAAAUCUGCUGAUGACCUUUUGAGACCUUUAAGGUUCCUCUGGGACGACGAGUUUGAUGAGCCAGAGGACGGGCCAGAAGCAGAAGACGAUCACUACCAACAUGAAGACUUACCGACAGAACACGAAAGUUCUGGUGGAGACGAUACAUACUGGCAGAGCUCAGGCAGGGAAGAUGAAUACUCGCAGAGCGAACACGAGGGUCCAGAAAACUCAGGGUACGACGACGAGGAGGAGCUUCAAGCUAAUAUUCCAGAAGACGACGAUGAUGAGUCCAUACAUCAUUAUAAUCUCUUCAACGAAGCAAUUCUACAGCCCAGUACAACGCCUCCAAAACACUCUCUACUAUAUAUCCUAUCAACCUCGGGACGAAAGCCAGAAAACUCUUUCUGGUUUUCCAACGGGGAUUUCCCUAAGAGCAGUGAUCUUAGGACCGAAGUUCUGCUUCACCAAGCACAGAAAUGGGUGGACCCGGUGGUUUACUAUGGCGAACCCAAAGAUCUGCAUGGGCUAAACGGCCGUAUGUUGUGUGAGCAGACAGAUAUUUUUGAGAAGUAUCUGAAUAAGUUCUAUACACCUCACGGCAGGUGGUUGCUUGAGAAAGAACUGAAGGAUGAAGAUCCGGACGAAGAACGGAAGGGCAACGGUGAACCAAUUUUGGACACAUCUAACCUAGAAGGACAAAAAGAGAUGCAGAAUAUCUUCAAUUAUAACAGUAGCCUUCAGUGGACGGAUGAAUGGAAGAGGCUACUCGACGCGGAGAACCCGCAAUGGGCACAGAAGAAAAGUUACAAGAAAGCCGAAGAGAUUUGUAAAACGCUGGGCACACGAAGAACAGAGCGCUCAUCUUUACACUGGUCGAGCACGCCGGAUAUAGAUUCAGUACCCGAGAACCUCAGCGCCGAACCGUGCUUCCAUUCAUCUCGGGGAGGAUUUCGUGGGAGGGAGCUUCGCAGCACUUUCUGGUGGAAGAGGGAGGAAUCCGGAACCGCCGCGGUGUUUGUAGAAAGCCCGAGGGGUCAACAAAAUGCCGCAGAGCAUCAGAGUGAUAAUGAUGACUGGGUUGAAGUUGAUUCAGAUCUACAAAUUGGCAGUUCCGAUAUAACCAACGAAGGAACCGAGAUCGUGAAAGAAGUAUUCGGCCAAGGCGACUUCAAGAUCGAUGAUACAAGAAAAGAUAUCCCAGAUAGCCCCAAGCCAGCUACACAUUCAGCCGCAGAGUUGACGACAGGCUCUCAAACCAAAAGAGACUCUUCGUGGAGUUCAAUAAUAUCAAAAUUGCGAGAAUUGACUGCGACCAAGACGGCGGUGAAAGCCAGUGCGACGUACAGGGACAAGGGCCAAUCUACUGAAUUAGAUGCUUGCAGAUAA